GUUACACUCUAAAGUCUGGAUAAGGACACAUCUGGGAGGGCGACAUGAAGUUACAGCACUACACAAUGCUGAGAAAUGUAUUGUUCGCUCUGGUCAUUGUAGCACAUGUGUGCUCGCAAUGUAAUGCAAUGACUAUUGAUCCAGCCUUCGCGAUGUGUUACACUCUGUGUCCAACCACGACUACUUCGACCACAACCACUACUACAACAACCCCUGCAUCAACUACCACAACCACUACUACAACUCCUUCACCGCCUACCACAACCACUACUACAUCUCCAGAACGAACUACUACAAUCACUACUACAACAACUCCUGCAUCAAAUACCACAAGCAAUACUACAACUCAUGCACCGCCUACCACAACCAUUACUACAACAACCCCUGCAUCAAAUACCACAAGCAAUACUACAGCUCCUGCACCGCCUACCACAACCACUACUACAUCUCCAGAACGAACUACUACAACCACUACUACAACAACUCCUGCGCCGCCUACCACAACCACUAAUACAAAAAACACUGCGCCAUCUACCACAACCAUUUCAACAACUCAAGCGAAAAAUUCCACAUCAAUUCGAACAACUCCAGUGCCAACUACAACACCUACUAAGGCAACUCCGUUGCCAAUGACUAAAAUAACUUCAACAACUCCAACGCCAUCUACAAUUACCACAAAAACUAAAUUGGCGCCAAAUGCUACAAAUGAUACAACUCACAUUCCAACUGUCACCAAAGCCGCAACUCCUGCGUCAUCUACCUCAAAUAAUACGAAAACGUUAGCACCUGCUACCCAAACCACCAAACCUCCAACUACGGCUACUAUGACAAUUCAUUCAAACUCUACAACUCAAUUUGCAACAGCUUUCGGACCCCCUCCAACUACAGCAACACCAAGUACCACAGCAAACGCGGUUUCAGAUAAAACGACAAAAAACUCAUCAGUUACUUCAACAAAGAUUACAGCGAUAUCAAAAACUACAGUUAACUCGAAGACGGCGUCGUCUCCCCCGCAUUUUACCACAACAAAGUCGAAUAUAACUAUAACUCCUGUAAAUAAUGCUACUAAGAGUAAUAACAAAAGCACUGGCAUAUCCAACCAUUCGACAAAAUCAUCUCGAGGGCAAUCAACAACUUCGGCUGCCAACAAUUCAGUUGUAACAUCUUUUCUAUCUCCUGAGCUAACAACUAUACCACUUACUACUACAAAAAAUAAAGCAAACAUAAUUAUGACGUCAUCAACUGAUAGACCCUUGUCUACAACAAUCGAUUCUCAUACGACAGAAGUAAAUACAUCAACACCUGCUCCCUUGUCCGAAACUACAGAAAAGGCAACAACACAAAAACAGACAAAUAAUACAUCAAAGAUUACAAUAGCAUAUUCUACAAAUACGACACUGACAACAGUGGCUGCAACAUCUGUUAAACCAGUUACGACAACCACAGACACUACGACUACGACAAAUGCAACACAAAUAGAGCCAAAAACAACAUCAAAAGGUUUCUCAAAUACAGCAACAAAUACCCAUUUGAGUACACCGGGGAAUUCUCAACCACAAGGACCAACUAACAAUGCACCAAAUAUAACGGCAGGUACAUCAACAACACAAAAGGAAACAACAGAAAGUGUAUCAACAACAACUUCGACCCCGGUAAUGUCAACGGCUGAUACAGCGAUAACAACGGCUUAUAAAACGUCAAGUGAAUCAGACGGAGGAAUGUUAACAACGAAAGUUACUGCUGGAUCAGCUACAACAAAAGUUACGACUACAAUUAAUACCCCAGCAACUCAUACAAAAGUUACAUCAAUAGGGCCAGUAUCAACAACGACAGAAACAAGUGAAACAACAUUAUCGCAGGUGACGUCAUCUACUGCAAAUCUAGUUAUAAAUAGAACAGACAACUUAGAAACUACCACUACCGAAGUUACUAGCCUAACCCCGACAACUGUCGGUGCAAUUUCAUCGACACCAGCUACGUCCACAAAUCAAACCACAUCAUCAAACACAGCAACAUCUUUUACAGAUGCAUCAAAGACUAUGCCGACACAAAUACCAGCAACGGGUACAACGGUCUCGAAAACAACCCUAACAACUUCAAUAACGACAACAAAAGGAAACGUCUCUACAACGUUAUUAAAUAGCCCAACACCAGACGUAAAAUCCACCACCACAGCUACAAGCGACUCUGUGCCCUCCACUACAACUCUUAAAAGCAACACAAAGAUUCCAGCAACAUCUGCUCCGUCAAUUACAGGUUCACCAACAAGUACUAGGGACACUUCGAAUAAUACAAUGUUUACAUCGACGACUACAAUUCCCAAUCGGACUGAAAUUAUUUCUACCACGAAUAAAACAACACCAACUACAACAAAAACAAGUCCAAUACAUUCAAAUACAACACAAACAACAACAACUAUAGCCUCAACAACUGCUAAUACGACCACAAUAGUUCUACUGAAGACUACGGCUAACCCAAAUAUAACCUCAACUAAACGAUCAACGACUGCAGCUUCUUCCAAUACAUCAUUACAGACUAUAACGACAACUGUUACAACUCCAACAACUCGAAUUCCAACUACAACAACUCCAAUUACAACCACAGUUCCAACUAUUACCACAACUCCAACAACAACAACAAAAAUAGACUGCGUAGCAGUUUGUCGUGCCUUGGGUAGAACACCUAUUUAUACUUCAGCAUCGCCUUUGUCGUCAUCGUCUACUGUCUCAACAUCGACUCCUGCCUUGGUAUCACACUCACCGUAUGACAAUGUGGAACCACAAUGGGCAAUAGCUUUUUUCCCGUUACAUUUCACCAUUUCCUUCAACAUCCCUUGGACGUCAAGUUAUGACGUCAACACGUCAAACAUGUAUAUCAACCUCUCGAAUAAAAUAACUGUGUUUUUAGAAAGUCAUUACAUUUCCAUCCCUGGCCUCAGGAGUGCAGCAGUCAUUGAUUUGAGUCGGGGGAGUGUAGUAUGCACAUACUCGUUAAGUGUAUCAGCCUCGCUCUAUCUAACCAGCGACGCUUACAACGCCACGAUGGCAAACAUCAACAAAACAACAGAAAAAUUCGAAUUAAUGCCGUCUGCAGCAAACAUUGGGGCGCUUAGUAUUGACUAUAUCAAAAACCACAGACAAAUGGAAUAUGCACAAGCCCUAAAUGAUUCUCAGUCUCCUUGCAAUGCCACAUACAUAUGUCCCAUAGGGUACACGUGCCUUUACACGUCCGGAGAGACCACAUGUGAACACAUGUGUAGAACGCAUAACCCCUGUCAUAAUGGAGGCACGUGUUAUGUUAAUGAACAGAACAAAGUUGGAUGCAAAUGUAAACCCGAUUCAGAUUUGGUGUAUUUUGGAGAUUACUGUGAGAGUUCAGACGAACGAUUGGCAUUAGAAUCUAAGUACAUUAUUGUGAUAGCUUGUGUUUCGGCCGCUGUGUUCGUCAUUCUUUUGGUGUUCAUCAGCUGUAUAUGUAUUCGAAAAAGACCUUUCGACCGAGGAGAAUAUAGUUUCCAGGAGUUUAAUGACGCUUAUUAUUACCGCUCUACUAAGGAAGACGUUGACACUAUACACAAAUUAUACGCUGUAGAUAACGAGGCUUAUGAACACUCCUCCCUCGACAACGAAAACAGUUUUAAAGAAGCACAGAUCUAACAUUGAAGAAAGCACAGAAUCUUCAGAUGUCUGUUAUAAAAAUAGCACUGUUCGUGGAUGUGUUUCAAUGGCAUACGAUGGACAGUUGUUACAUGAACAUCGAGGGUAUUAUAUUGACACAGGAAGUGAAACUAUAAUAAAUGUUCUGAAAAAUUAAUUUACUUCUACCGCCACAAAUGAAUGUUGAGAUUUACAAUGACGUGACAUUAUCACAGCAAAACGGAAACAUCAAGAAACUGACUAUCCAGCGAAGCAUAUGUUGCUAAGAUGAUCCAUGGAUAACGUCUUUGCUAGAACCAACUGGAUACUUAUGAAAAGUUAAUAUUUUCUCAGUGGGAGGUAGAUAUAUCAACACCAGACAUUAGCUAAUUACCCACCAAGUCUGUAGCGUAUAUUAGAAUUAUUAUUGAUACAUUUGUAUUUUUUGGACCAAAUAUUGAUAAUGAUUCAAAUGUUAUUGAUAAUAUUUUAUGAAUAGACAAUAUAUCGAGUCAACCUAACUACAUGUACGCGACAGAAAUACAACACAUAACUUGCAUAAGAUUUUUAAAAAUACAUCAUUGGUUUUGUGUACAAAAACAACUGUUUGAUGGCAGUGCGUAUGCCAUUUUUGUGACGAUGGAAGCUUGCGUAUAUCAGGGUACCUGUAAGUAAAAGUUUGAUCAGGAAAGUAUAUGUCUGGUGUAUAAACAGAAAAUUGCUUAAAGAGCAAUUUGAUGUAAGAGUAUCCGUACGACCAUACAUCCUACUGUUGUGGCGUCACUACAACGUUAUAUUGGAGCACUCAGGGUGUAUACAUUGGUGUUUGUUUGGAAAAAGUAGGGUAUAUUGUCAAAAUGCAUGAUUCAUCUUGAAUAAAAUUGGUAAGUUAAGAGCUACAUUUCGCGCAAUGAGCUUGCUGUCGAGGAAUGUGUACCAAAGUGAAAAGAUAUUACAAUACUGACUGAUGAAAAGGGUAAUAACUUUGUUCGCCUUUUUAUAAAAUCAUAAUUGGUUUAUGUUUGUAAAUGUUUGGACGGUGAUGGAACAUUCUAAAACUAUCUUCAAUAUAAGUAUUUGUGAAAAAUAUUAACUUUGUAAAUUGACAGCAUUGCAUCAGUUGAGUGAGUCAUGGUAAAGAGUCCAAGUACUCCUUUUGGUAUCUUUAACAAAGAAGAGUUCUCCAUUGUUCAGUGUUUUUCUUACUUGAACUUAUUGUGUAUGACAACAGAAAAAUAUCACAUAUGAAUGAAAUAUGUAUCAAUUUAAUUCAUCCCUUUUUGACGAGAAUACCUGCCUCACAGCGAAAUGCUCAAGUGUAAGCUUUAUCGGUCAUAAAAGCUGUUAUGCUUAUAUUUUUGUAACAUUGCUGGGAAUCAUUAUUAAAUAAAAUUCCCAGAAACCCAAAUAAAAAUUGUGUUUGUAUAAAAUAAAGAUGCAUUAGCAAGAAAAACAACUUUCCGUUGCUUGUAUACAGGGGCAAAUGUGUGCGUGUGUGUGCGAGAGGAGGACGAUGUUCCAAGCGGUGUUAAUUCAGUAACACCAAAACGGAUGUUGGUGUCGUUUUGUGUCAUGUGCCAUUCUUCAAAGCUUUUGGUUUCGUCAAAUGAACCAAUAUGUUCAACAACAUUAGCCUAUAUUUCCGGAGAAUGGGAGAUGUAAUUAAUGUUCUUUUGUUAUGAAAAAUAAACUGUUCUCGCAAUGCUGACAAUAUGGAACCAUACUUGUUCCAGUGUCGUUGCAUGCUUGUCAAUUUCAAUCUUUUGGCAAAGCCUCGUAGUUAAAAAUAAACAAUUAACAUAUAUUUAAAUUAGAAAUGAAUAUGAUAAAACACUAACACAAUAUCUCAUUUUCUAUUUAGCACCUUCAUUCUCUCUUAUUAAAAGAACUGUAAGGUGACAUUUUCUAUUUAUUUCGCUAUGCAUACACUUUUUGAUUAUUCAAUAUUUUAUCAUUAUAUAUUUUUUGUAAAGUUCAAUGCAUAAGAUUUAAUCUAUUUUGCAUCAAAAUAUUUUCAAAAUACCACGAACAUAUUUAUGACCUACUUAAAUGAAGAAAUGUGUCUGUUAAAGACAUUUUCUAGAAUGGUAUCAAGCGAUAUUCAGUCAUAAACGUAUGUUUGUAAAGAAGCACAUAAAUAUUGCAACACAUGUGAAAACUUUUGUCUUUACCUUUAGAAGGUAGAGAGCUCCAUCACUCUAAAUUGUUGUAAACGAAUGAAAAUGAUUAAUGUAAUUCGUUUUUUAACUAAACGCAUUAAAGAUAUACGUCGUUUUGCCCCCGGAUUUCUUUAUUUUAACGCAAAAACCACCACGCUCUCGGUGAUGGUUUUGAUAAUAAUUAAUACCUGUCUAGAUCAUUACUGGAACUAUUUUUUAAAUGUGCAAAAUCUUUCAAAGCCUAAAACGUAUAAAUGUCGCUGUAUGUAUGUUAAGGAAAUCAUAUCAAUUAAGAAUGCAAAUAGCUUUUUUCAGGGUCAGCUUAGAGUAGAAAAAUGGCGAGACUCUCAACGUUACAUGUAACUAAUAUAUUCCCAUCUAUGUAUUGAUUAGAAUGUUAAGAGGAAUCUAAAACGUUCGAGAUGUUUUAGGUUGUAAAAGGACACUUACCUUAAUCUCCUGAACAUCAUAAUUUUUGCAUACCUAACCUUCGAUGAUCUCUCAAACACGUUUUACAAUUUUGGGUCCGACUAAACUAAACGUGAAUGAACACAGAAAUAUAAUGGAUAUUGUCUACGGAAUGCCAAGCUUUAACCAAUAUGAGGAAGGUCGUGAUAUAUCUCUCAGCAUACUAUUAACCUUUGUUAGUCGCCAAGGUCGUAAUCGUAAGGAACAAUUUCAAGGAGAUGAAAUUUUCCUAAACAAACUUCAGAUUAUUUGUUGAUUGAUAACAGAAGUUUCCCCACUGCUCUUAAGCUAAUGUAUAUAGAGGUAUAUCAACUAAUAGCGUAUUUCUGAUUAGCACUCCCUAGCUUUCCUACUUCCCAGACCCACCCUUCUGGAGGCCGAUUAUGAAAAGUUAUAUCAGGUAGUUCUAGAAGACUUAGGCUAUUGUUGGACUUUAUGCUAUUCGGGAGAACUUUGGUGAUUUAUAUAGCUGUGGUGUAAAGGUAAGAUUGUUUCUUAUUGAUAUUUUAUGUUAAUCAUGAGUUAUGUGUUUGUUACUACUAUGAUAUUCAAUAAGACAAAGCAUUUAAACAUAUAUUUGUAUGUGUCCUACGUCUGAUGGGUGUUAUUACGUGUGGUAUGGAAAUAACUGCAUCAACAGCAUAACUAUUAGGAUAUAGUAUUUGUAUGAUUUAUAAUGGUGAUAUAUAGUCAUCAAUAUAAGUAUAUGUAUCUAUUGAAAUAUUUGCAUUAGCAUCAUGAUCUCUGUGUAAAGAUAUGAAUUUUGUAUUUUAUUAAACAAAACAUUU
This is a messenger RNA of Mizuhopecten yessoensis (Yesso scallop), 7050 nucleotides long. RefSeq lists its product as uncharacterized. The record is from RefSeq and is a predicted model, not a curated record. The coding region runs from base 45 to 3656 and encodes 1203 amino acids. NCBI's taxonomy places the organism in Eukaryota, Metazoa, Mollusca, Bivalvia, Pectinida, Pectinidae. The transcript has 10 exons.